AGGCUGGCAAACCUUUUGCACUCAUAAACCAGGUGGUGUUGUUGACACAUCAUCUCGCGCUCCAGCGGCUCAACGCAACUCUGUGGCUUUUUAGCUUAAUUUAUAGCUCUAAAUUGAAGAUGGCUCCAAGUUUAAACUUGAGCAAAGUGCCAAUGACACCAUUCCGUGUCAUGGCUGUAGUAGCAGGGUUUGCUGCUAUUUUUCUUGUAAUAUCAGCCAUAAGAACCACUGGCCCACAGCAGAAACUGGGGGCAGUGUUUCACCAUGCUUCAGAUGCAUUCAAGCGGGAUACUAUGAGCAGAACCAUGGCAGAUGCAAAUUACUGGAAAAAUGUAAACCUGGAGGCAGAAGACCUUCCAGCUGAUAUCGACCAAACAGCAGCCAAAGUUCAGGUCAACUCGAAGACAGUCAACAUAAUGGGCACUAACACCUUUUACCGAGAGGCACACCCUCCAGAUGGUGUUUCCAAUAGUGGAGAAGUGGUAGUCCUCCUCCAUGGUGCUGCCUUUAAGUCUGAGACUUGGUUGAACCUAAACACCAUCAACCUCCUUGCUGCAAUGGGUCAUCGAGUGGUGGCCAUUGACCUCCCAGGCUAUGGAGAGACAGUUAGAGCUAAGAAUGUGGACAAUGCUGACUUCUUGCAAGAAUUUUUGACCAAGUUAGAAAUCACGAGGCCAGUCAUGGUAUCCCCCUCAAUGAGUGGUGGCUUCUCCAUCCCAUACAUUCUCAAGCACCCUCAAGCCCUUGGAGGAUAUGUACCAGUUGCACCUGUGGACUCUAAAAAGAUUGUGCCUCAUGCCUCAGAAAUCACAAUUCCAACCCUAAUCAUAUAUGGAUCUAAGGACCAAAGUCUGGGUGUGGAGUCUCGGAAAAAUCUGAUCAAUAUCCCAACAUCUCAAGCAGUGGAGCUACCUGAAGCACGGCACCCAGCUUAUCUGGAUAGGCCCAACCAGUUCCAUAUUCUGCUCUUUAACUUCAUAAAGCAAGUCCAUGCCCAUAAGGUCUAGUCUAGGAUUCAUUCAGUAUGUUUUGUUGUAUUGCUACUUUUUUUUCUAUAACUAUAAUUCCUAACCUUUCAGUAUUUUGUACUAUUUGAUUAUUUUAUAAAAUACAAGUAGAUUUUUAGAUAUAUCAGAGUAUACAGAAAACUCAAAAUAUGACAGUAAAAAUAUUUAUUUUCUUUUAUAAAUCAAAAGUUGAACUUGGUAAACUAUUCAUUGCCCUGUUUAUUAUUAAAUGAUAAUUAGCCCAAACAUUUUCAAAUAAUGUCUCUUAUCUAACCCAAUAUACAUACACCAAGAUCGCUGAGGAAAUAUAUAGUGACUAAUAACUUCCUAACUAGAAUGAUCAAGAAUUGUAGAAUGCCUUAUUUAGUUUAUAUUAAAAUAAAGAAAAAAAAUAUAGGCAAACAAAAACAAACUUGGUGACAUGCUUGCACAUUCUUUGAAGUUUAUCUGUAAGAAAUAGAUUUAUAUAUUUUGGCUGUGAAAAUGUGGAUGUAUCCAUUAUUAUUAUCCCAUUAUUAGAGCAGAGAGAAGGCAUUCAGUUUGUUGAAAAA
Messenger RNA from Penaeus indicus, 1558 nucleotides. Its product is annotated as protein ABHD14A-like. The record is from RefSeq and is a predicted model, not a curated record. NCBI's taxonomy places the organism in Eukaryota, Metazoa, Arthropoda, Malacostraca, Decapoda, Penaeidae. Gene Ontology annotation, cellular component: cytoplasm. The transcript is spliced from 7 exons. Bases 120 to 1007 code for a protein of 295 amino acids.